CACAUAAUUUCUGAUCUUUGGUAAGAUACAAUGGAUCAAAUGGCGAUACUUCUGUUAAUGGUAUUGGUUUUACUAGUAGUACCUUAUAAGUUGGUACAAGGAUCUGAAGCUGCAUUGUCACUAGAUCAAAAUUUGUCCACGAAAAUGCGACUUGAGCUUAUCAACAAACCAGCAAUUAAGAGUUUUGUGAGUCAGUACGGUGAUAUUUUGGAUUGUGUGGAGAUUCGAAAGCAACUUGCAUUUGAUCAUCCUUUGCUAAAGAAUCACUCAAUACAGAUGAAACCUAAUUUCGAUACUUUGGAACGACGAAAAAUGAAUGACAAAUCUUCAUCAGUGUUGACGCUUUCACAACUUUUACCAAAGAACAUGAGAUGUCCGAAAGGAACAGUCCUCGUCAAAAGAAUCCAAGAGGAAGAUCUUAUCAUGGAGAAAUUCUCAAAUUCGUUAGGCCGGAUGCGGAUCACAUUUCCAACUUCUAAUAAUUCUUCUAACUUUGUUUACCCUAAUGAUGAUCCACAAAUGGUCCAUGAAGUAAAUUUUUUUUCUUUUUCUUUUUUAAUGAUCAAUUUUGAUUUUGAACAUUGUUGUUUGAUAAGCCCUUUGACAGCCAACGGCCCACGACUUCGUGCUCAUGCCUGGUCGGACCGUGCCUUUUCAUAUUGGGCUGAACGGUCUGGGUCCGGCCCAAUGUCAUAUUUUGUUGUGGUGAUUGCGGCUCUUGUAACAUCGACCCAAAACACAGGAGCAGCAGGCAUAAUAAACCUAUGGAACCCAGGGGUGAAACCAGGCCAAUAUAGUGAUGCUUCUUUCUUCGUUAUAAGUGAGGAUGGUUCAGUUGGUAACGGUAUAGUUACAGGUUGGGCGAGAGAUAGCGGGAAGAGCACAGGUUGUAACAAUGCACUAUGUCCAGGUUUCGUACAAACUAGUCAACAAGUCACCCUAGGCCAAGUUUUAAGUCCUAUAUCACGCAGAUCUAGUCACCAAUACUUCGUAGACCUUACCAUACAACAGGAUGUAAAGACGAAGAAUUGGUUUCUUUUAUUCGGAAACGACACCGUCGGAUAUUGGCCGAAGGAGCUGUUUACGACGUUAGCGAACGGGGCGACGAAAGCGGGUUGGGGUGGUGAAAUUCAAAGCCCGAUGACGGAGCCACUUCCUGCAAUGGGAAGUGGUCAUUUCUCAGCGGAAAAUUAUGCGAGAGCUUGUCUUAUGAAGUGGCUAAAGUUAAGUUGUCCACAAGGUUUUCCUGAUACGAAAGAUUUGAAAUAUCUUAUGACAAGGCCUAAAUGUUACGACAUUUGGUAUGGGAAAUCUACUCGUAUCGUUGAUGAAGAAACUGCUGAUUGGGGGAAUUUUAUCUACUUUGGUGGACCCCUUGGUUCGACCAAUUUGGUAAAUGGAUUAGAAGCAACAUCAUCACAAGAUGAGAAAUCAAGGGUUAAUAAUUAUCUUCAGGUCAUCAACAAGCCAUCAAUCAAAAGUUUCAUGACGAAGAAUGGUGACAUUUUGGAUUGUGUGGAGAUUAAUAAACAAUUUGCAUUCGACCAUCCGUUACUUAAGAAUCACUCAAUACAGAUGAAACCUAAUUUCAAGGUCUCUAAGCAAACAACAUCAACUGGUCAGUCUUCAAAAAUAUUAACGCCUUCACACCUUGUACCAAAACAUAUGAGAUGUCCAAGAGGAAGUGUUCUUAUCAAAAGGAUCCAAGACGAAGAUCUUGCACUACAGAAAUACUCUUCAUUUUCAGGGAUGAAAUUUUCGACUACAAAUUCUGUUACCGCCGCUAGCAAUUACGACGCUCCUCCUGGAUACCAAACUGCAGCAGUUAUAUCACCUACGCCGAACAUGGGAGCAUCCGGCGUAAUUAACGUGUGGAGUCCUGAUGUAAUACAGGGUCAAUUAUCAAACGCUGCUGUUUUUGUUUCCAGUGAUGAUGCUUCCGGUGUUAAUGGUGUUGCUGCCGGCUGGGCGGUAAGUCCCUCUAUGUUCGGCCAGAACUCUUCUCGGUUAGUUGGAUACUGGACAAAAGACGGUGGGAAGAGCACAGGUUGUUUCAAUGGAUUGUGUCCAGGAUUUGUACAAAUUAGUCAAAAGGUUACCCUUGGCGUUCUUGUACAACCUGUAUCUACCUAUAACGGUGAUCAAUAUUUUAUGAAAAUUUCCAUUAAACAGGAAGUAAAUACGAAAAACUGGUGGCUAUUUUACGGGGACGAAGGUGUUGGAUAUUGGCCAAAGGAGUUGUUCGGAACCCUAGCGAACGGUGCAGCAAGAGCAGGUUGGGGAGGAGAAAUAUCAAACCUAGCAACGGCGCCUGCACCGGGAAUGGGAAGUGGUCAUUUCCCAGAAGAAGGACCUAAAAAAGCUUGUGUGAUAUAUGGGCUAACAUUGUAUGGUAGUGUGAUACCUAAAGAAAAUGAAUUUACUACGACAUUAAGCAAGCCUAAUUGUUACAGGGCUAUUUAUGCUGGUAUUGCUGCUGGUGAAUUUGGUCGUUAUAUGUACUUUGGUGGACCUCCAGAUUGUACAUCUUUAACUUAAUACUUGUAUCAAGCUACUCAUAUAUACUUGAUUAGUUUCAAUCUUACAAUUACUUUAUCAGGAAAAUAUUACACCGAUGUUAUAUGUACACUCUGGGAUAAGACUGUCAUUGGACAUGGUCAAUAUAGUGUCAA
Molecule: messenger RNA, 2672 nt
Organism: Spinacia oleracea (spinach)
Lineage: Eukaryota; Viridiplantae; Streptophyta; Magnoliopsida; Caryophyllales; Amaranthaceae
Exons: 14
Coding region: 31-2538 (835 amino acids)
Source: RefSeq, a predicted model, not a curated record